GUGCAGGUGCCGGGGGAUGGAGAAGCCUGCGAAUGCUCCAAUUCGUCAGGUCACUGUUAGCACUUACACAUCAAAAAUUAACUACUCUUGGGUGGCUCACUUUUGGGUAUUUUGAAAUCUUUGGAAGGCGGCUCGGAACGUACUGAACACAGCUGUGGGAGAGCCAAGGCAGAGAGCAUCACAGGCCCAGGCCGGCUUCCAGGCGUGCGUCCUUCACAGUCCGGUGCUGCAGUGGACACUGUUGGAACGUUGACCCGGGGGCCAGGGCGAGGGGGCUCCUCUCGUGGCGUAGUGAGCCUUGAGCCUCGGGUACAGGGAUGCCGCGGCAGGGGGCUGCGGGCGGCUUGGGGCGAGGACAGGAGCCCCCCUUCCUGCCCAAGACGCGGCACGGAGGGAGGGAGGAGGGGGCAGGCAGGCGGCGGUGCCCUGCGCUCCAGCAGUCACGUCUCGGUGGUUCUGGGGGGCACCACGGCCUUGUGGGCGCUGUUUCCUCCCGUUGCCGGUCCCCCCGCCCAGCUCUGCCACGGGCACUGGAGGGAGGGCGCGUGGUGAGCAUCUGCCUGAAGUGAGUUGAUCUGCUCUCAUUAGCCGUCCAGUGGCCCCCGGUCUGGGCUGGAACCAAGAGGAAGCCCCGGAGACUCUGCUCCAGCCGCCUCGCGGGGAGGGCUUGACACCACCGGGCGGGCGCGGGGCACCGGGGACGGCGACGUGGGUGCAGCUACAUCUGCCCACCGGGAGCACGCGGCUCUGCGGUCGUUCCCGGGGAAGCUGGAGGAGCCCAGGCGUCCAGGGACAGCAGGGGGGAUGAGGAUGGACGCCCAGCAGCGCGUGGCUCGCGGGAACCUUCAGGGCACGCGGUUGAGGGGAAGAUGCAAGCCCGCAGAGCGCGCGCUCUGACUUCGCUUCCAAGAAGAUGAAAAACGGGCAGAAUGCAGCCUGCACGGCCCAGGAAUGUGGGGGACUGCUUAUGCCAGGGGUCGGACGUGUGCGUCGGGCGGGCGAGGUGGGGGGCCGGGCCACGGCGUGCAGGUGGGGCGGCGCGCCCCUCCGCGUGCACCUCUGCUGUCCUCCUGGGUCACACACACGUCACACGUGCGUGCAGACGGGCACACGCACAGCCGCGCGGAAAGGGCUUCUCACCGACGUCCUCCGUCGCCCCGAAUCUCCCUGCCCUGCGUGCCCCCCCGCCCCCCAGUCUCCCAGACACCCACAGGGGCCGAGGGGCUGCUUUCUCCCCGGGCUGGAUGGCAAGGCGGCAGGGGCGGGGGGCGCGGCCCGUGGGGACCUGGAGUCUGGCGGGGGCGCCUCUGCCCGGGGGAGGGGCAGGCGCUGGGCGGGGGGCGUGUGCGCUGGGGCUGGGGGCCCGGGCGGGGGGCUUUCUCCACCCCGACUCCCGGCUCCCCUCCACCCCCGCCGCUCGGGGCAGCCGGCCUGGCAGGUACCCCUUGGGUAGGCGCCGCCGUCCCGCCCCACCUGCCGCCCUCUGCCUGCGGAGGUGUGGGGGCGCGGGGUGGGCGGGUGCAUCCCGGCAGCGAAGGCGAUGGUGCAGGGAGAGCACGUCCUGGGAGCAGGCCCGGGGCGGCAGCAGGCCCCACCUCUGCAGACCCGCUCCCUGGUCUAAGCUGCACUUCAUCAAAGAUUAUCACUUUUUUACAGACGCAUUAAAAGCUGAGCAAGGCCGGGCUUGCAGGCGGGCGAAGCCUGGAGGACGGUCUCCAGCUCUUCCGCCCGUCUUGGCCUGUUCCUGCGACGCCCCGUGCCCCCCGCGCCCCCGUCGCGUCCCCAGAGCUGCGAGGGGAGGAGGGCUGUGGAGGUGGGGGCCUAGGGGACAGCCGUUGAGUUGGGGUUCCAUCCUUUCACAGCAUACUCUUUUCAGGGAAGGAGUGGUGUCCCCGGGCGACCUUGACCUCGUCAUGUCGGACGGCCUGGGCAUGCGGUACGCGUUCAUCGGGCCCCUGGAGACCAUGCACCUCAACGCAGAAGGCCAUGAGCGGGAGCGUUCCAGAUGACCCCGCGCACUUGGCUGCCCGGAGGGAGUGGCGGGACCGGUGCCUCGCGAGCCUCUCGAAGCUGAAGAGCCAGCUGCAGCCCCAGUGAAGCCCCUGCGAUCGCGGGCGCCGCGCCGGAGCCCGUCGGCUGCGAUCACCGGCCCCCGAUGGCCUGGCGCCGGGGCCUGGCGGGCGACGCGGUGGAGCCCGGGCGGGGGUCACGGCUGCAGUGGGGUCUGCGGGCUGUGCGUCCCCUGCCCCCGCCACCUCCCCGCAGGCGAGAGAGCAAAUCGUCUGAAGAUUUUACUGUUUCUAGUGUGAGCACACGUGGAUACAGUUCACAGCCGGUGAUGUGGUUUCACGCUGUUGUAAUCUGCUGCAGAAUCUUCUCAUAAUGACUUUCCGAGCUGUUGCCGAGGCCUCUGUGGCCCUGCAUGUAUCAGGCAACUCCCCUCACUUUCUUCAUGUUUAUUGCAAAUAAAAGUGUUCGAUUC
Molecule: messenger RNA, 2482 nt
Organism: Hippopotamus amphibius kiboko
Lineage: Eukaryota; Metazoa; Chordata; Mammalia; Artiodactyla; Hippopotamidae
Gene: CRYL1
Product: crystallin lambda 1
Exons: 3
Coding region: 930-2009 (359 amino acids)
Biological process (GO): fatty acid metabolic process
Molecular function (GO): NAD+ binding; L-gulonate 3-dehydrogenase activity
Source: RefSeq, a predicted model, not a curated record